Molecule: messenger RNA, 846 nt
Organism: Nannizzia gypsea CBS 118893
Lineage: Eukaryota; Fungi; Ascomycota; Eurotiomycetes; Onygenales; Arthrodermataceae
Exons: 2
Coding region: 1-846 (281 amino acids)
Source: RefSeq, a predicted model, not a curated record
AUGGCAGUGAUUCCUGCGUCGUCUGAAGAGCGCCGCGAGGAGUUCGGCUCCUUGAUGCUGGAUAUAGAUGAACUGCUUCGCCAUCCAUGCCUACCCCGAGUGCAGAGACUGAUCAACUUCGCAUUCAGGCGCGAUGACGGCGUCGCUGUCAACUCGGACGGUAAAAAGGGCCGGUUCAACUCCCCAGAGCAGUUCAUUCCGUGGAUCGGCAAGCAUGGUCGAAUAGUCAUCCUGUUCAGAUACAAGGCGAAGGAGAGCCGGCAGCAACAACACUCCAACGGUACAAAUGGUCAUGCCAACGGCAAUGGAACCAGUGGCACUGCUGCUGUAGCCGACGAAGGGGAGCGUGAGAUAGACAUCAAUGAACCCGUUGCCUGUGCGACGAUAAAAUUCUUCAAGCCGUAUCUCGGCAUUCGGCCCAUCGAGGGAGAACUAGACGGCGACAUCGAGAAGGGCAUCGGUUACGACCCAGAGCCGGAGGAUUUACUCGCUGUAAAACACUGGGAACCAGCCUGUGUCUCUGUCAUGCCGUUUGAUGACUCGCUGAAGGGUAAAGGGUUGGCUGUUCGCUGUGUACAGAUGUUAGAGGAUGACCUUCUGGAAAGGUUGGAUGCUGCUGCACAACAGCGGGAGCGAGAAACGGGAGUGCCCGGAGAUUCUUCGCCUUUGACUUUCUGGGUUAGAACUAGGACUGAUCUCACGGAGGGAUAUUGGAAGAGAAGAGGAUUUAAGGUCCUGAGCUGCAAAUGGUUUCCGGCGGGGUCCUGGGAAUAUGAUCAUGAUUUCCAGAUCUCAGUCCUGACCAGGCUUGUUCCUCGGCUGAACCGGAGCAGUACCAAGAACUAG